Molecule: messenger RNA, 2293 nt
Organism: Mus pahari (shrew mouse)
Lineage: Eukaryota; Metazoa; Chordata; Mammalia; Rodentia; Muridae
Gene: Ankdd1b
Product: ankyrin repeat and death domain containing 1B
Exons: 15
Coding region: 103-1767 (554 amino acids)
Biological process (GO): signal transduction
Molecular function (GO): protein binding
Source: RefSeq, a predicted model, not a curated record
AGCCACUGGCUCCAAAGAGAACAGGCUCAGUCCUGUGCUCCUGCGGGUUGCAUUUGCAGUCCAGCUCCACACCUUAGUGGGGUCCCCACAGCAAGGGUGACCAUGAACCGUGAGAGUGCCCAGGGCCACGGAGCGGGGGCUCCGAUGCUCCAAGCGGCCAGGGGCCUAAAGGCCAACCUGAGGGAUGCAGCCACCAGACCCUGGAGGAGCCUGGCCAGGAUACCGAAGCCCGAGGUUCAGGACCCGGAGGCAGCAGCUGCAGAACAUGAGGGCUUGCUGGCAAUCGAGAGAAGCUUUCAGAAUGCUGCUAAAAGCAAUAAUUUGGACCUUAUGGAGAAGCUGUUUGAAAAGAAGGUGAACAUUAAUGCUGUGAACAAUAUGAACCGCACGGCCCUGCACUUUGCUGUGGGGAGGAAUAGUUUAUCUGCAGUGGAUUUCUUACUGAGUCACAAAGCCAGGGUGGAUGUUGCUGACAAGCAUGGUUUGACAGUGAUUCACCUGGCAGCCUGGUCUGGAAGCUUCGAGAUCAUGCUCAUGCUAGUUAAAGCUGGAGCAGACCAGAGAGCCAAGAGCCAGGAAGGAAUGAACGCUCUCCACUUUGCAGCUCAGAACAACAACCUGCACAUCGUGGAUUACCUCAUUCACGACUUGCACCUGCAGGACCUGAACCAGCCCAAUGAGAGAGGAAGAAAACCAUUUCUUUUGGCAGCUGAGAGGGGCCACGUUGAAAUGAUUGAAAAGCUUAUCUCCCUUAAUCUCCAUACCUCAGAAAAAGACAAGGACGGGAACACGGCCUUGCACCUGGCUGCAAUGCAUGGUCACAGCCCAGCCGUGCAAGUGCUCUUAACUCAGUGGUCAGAAGUCAAUGAGAGUAAUGAGAAUGGAGAAACCCCAUUCCUGUUGGCUGUUGUAGGAGGUCAUGAAGAAUGCAGUCGCGUGCUCCUGGCGGGAGGAAGUGAUGUCAAUAUUCCAAACAAACUCAAUGUCAGUGCCUUGCAGACAGCGACCCGGAACGGCCACACAGCCCUUGUCAACUUUCUUCUCAGUGAGAAUGCUGAUUCGCAGCAGCAGAAGGAAUCUAAGGAGCCCCCUCUUCACCUAGCUGUUAUCAACAACCGUCCCGCAGUUGUGAGCAGCUUAUUAAGUGCUCGGCAUGAUGUUGAUGUCUUAGAUCAGAGGCAGCAGACCCCUCUGCACGUAGCUGCUGAUCUUGGAAAUGUGGAGCUGGUGGAGACACUGCUGAAGGCUGGCUGCAACCUGAAAAUCACUGACAAGCAAGGAAAGACUGCCUUGGCGGUGGCUGCCAGGAGCCAGCAUAGCCUCGUCGUGGAUAUGCUCAUCAAAGCUGAGAGGUACUACGCCUGGAGAGAGGAGAACCGCGAGAGCAUCCAGGAUUCGGCAGUGAGCUCUACACUGACGUUCAAGCAGGACCACAGCCUGGAGACCAGGCACAUCCGCACGCUGCUCUGGAACCUGGCCUAUCGGCAGCUGAAAAAGAAGGACUGGCUGAGGCUGGCCCGCUUGUGGAGUUUUACAGAGGACCAGAUCAGAGCCAUUGAGGAACAGUGGUCAGGUAACGACAGCUUCCAUGAGCAUGGCUACAGGGCUCUGCUCAUCUGGCUGCAUGGGGCUCUGCUGACACAGCCGGACCCUGCCAAGCAGCUGUAUGAGGAGCUGGUGCGUGGAGGAUUCCCAGAACUAGCUGAAACGAUUCGUCAGUUCAAAAGUAAAACUGACUCAAGCUCCAAGAAAUGUGCAGUCUCCUAAGCUGAAGAACACUCCAAUAGCUUCCCUCUCCUCCUUCAGUGUUGGUUCCUGAUGGCCACAGCCAUCCUGCAAACGACUGAUUUUCCAGUACAGAGACAAUGCCCCUCCAGGGAUGCACAUGGACACGCCAUCUCCCCACUGCUCCAGUCCACACACAGUCUUGCCUUUUUCUUGAGGCAAACUGUGUGUGACUUCCCCACUGUCUCUUGGUGCACACAUGGAACACCCUAGCUGGAAGGGCUCUGUCCCUGAAGUGACACUGGGAUCAGCGUGGUGGCUCAUGGGAAGCAAGGGCUAGGGGAUGCUGCUCUGAUAUUGGCCUCUUGGAUGUGCGCAGGUCAAUAUCACUGAAGUGCUCACAAUUAGCUGCUUCCUUUCUGAUAGACAGGAUGUUUUCUCUGGAGACUGCAGUGUGGAUGAGGGAAACACUUGUGAGUGCCUGACCUCAAGCGAUGGUAUGUAAGCCAUGAGCUCUCAUCGCUGUAGAGAAAGUGUGUUUCAAAAUUCAAUCACUGCUGGCUUUAUA